UUCACGCUAACACACAAGCUCACUUCACAACACCACAAGAUCACAGAACUCCAUUACCAGUCGAGGCUCCCAGUGGCUCUCAGGAGUUUUCUUACAGGAGGGGAGGUUAGAUAUGUCUAGGUUUCGCUCACUAUUGCAAGCAUCGUUGAAUGCUACAAGAAGAGCACUCGCGUGGAACAUUGAAGACCUAGUUCCACCCAGUGAAAGAUACAUUUUCAACUUUAGUUCAAAGGAUGAGCUCAAGAAUUGGCAUUUAUACUCAGAUUCAGAAUAUGGAGGUCUAUCCUCAGCAGCUUUGGAGAUUAAGGACACUGGAAAUGGGUCAACUAGUGUUGGUCUUUUCUCUGGAAACCUCUCUUUGGAUGUUAUGGAAGGAUCAAAGUGGAAUAUGACUCGAAGUGGCUUUUGUGGAAUGCGGUCUAAAAAGUUUGAUGGCUUCAUUGAUUUGGAUGGAUAUGACACAAUAGCUCUUAAACUUAAAGGGGAUGGAAGAUGCUAUAUUUCUACAAUAUACACAGAGAAUUGGGUCAAUAGUCCAGGACAAGAUGAAGAUAAUUCAUGGCAAGCAUUCGUUUUUGUGCCAAAAGAUAACUGGUAUAUUGCAAAGAUCCCACUUACUCGUUAUGCACCUACAUGGAGAGGGAACAUAAUAAAUGCAAGGAUGGAGAUGAAUCCAGCUCGAAUCGUUGGUAUGUCUUUAUCUGUCAACGCAGAAGGUGGAGUUCCAGAUGCGAAGUCUGGUCCUGGUGAUUUUGGAGUUGAAGUUGAUUGGAUCAAAGCCUUGCGGAUGAUGCAGUAAACAAAAGUGGAACAUUAUAAAGAAUGAUUGUAAAAGACCAGGACCUUUGAGGCAUCCAUGCUUAUCGGUUGAGCAAAGAUCGCAGAAAUGCUAGCUACAGAGUUGGUAUUUUUGAAGUCAUCAAUCGGAGAUCGGAGAAGUAGGAGAUACAGGUUCGUUUUCUAUGUACCUCAGGAAAGGAGUGAAAUCUUACGAUUCACUUUGUUGCUUAAAUAGACUCUACAACAGUCUACAUCACCAAAGUUUAAAUUAUCAAAAAAAAUUCUCUUGUAAUAAAUUUGGCUCUUCAUUUUGAUUAUAUCCUUUGUCUUUUACAAGGUCUGGCAAUCAAAUAUUUCAGCAAUGUGCUAGUAAUCA
This is a messenger RNA of Solanum verrucosum, 1156 nucleotides long. RefSeq names its product probable complex I intermediate-associated protein 30. Bases 113 to 799 code for a protein of 228 amino acids. Gene Ontology annotation, biological process: mitochondrial electron transport, NADH to ubiquinone; mitochondrial respiratory chain complex I assembly. Gene Ontology annotation, cellular component: mitochondrion. The transcript has 8 exons. NCBI's taxonomy places the organism in Eukaryota, Viridiplantae, Streptophyta, Magnoliopsida, Solanales, Solanaceae. The record is from RefSeq and is a predicted model, not a curated record.